ACACCUGCUGCUGCCCCGUUAGUUCAGAGGAGCCCAGGAAGAGAUGGCUGCUACCACAGCUCAGUCCAUGGGGACGCUGCCCAGUGGAAUGGAGAUAUGCACCACAGCCCCAGAUAUAUUUUAUCUGCCGGAACUGGUGUUCGGAGGCUUGGUGUGGAUCCUGGUGGCGUCGACCCACAUCGACCCCGUCAACCCUUUGGGGUGGGUGAUGUUCGUCUCGGUCUUCUGCUUCGUCAUGACCUUCCUGUGGAUGAUCAUGUUUGCUGCUGGCUGCCACAAGAGCAGCCCCGGCUGGGCCGCCGCUGACUUUGUCUACCACGGCCUGGCAGUGAUUUUCUACCUCAGUGCGGGAGUGGCCUUGGCUUACAUUACUUUGCUGAGAAAAUCACUUCCGCCGUUACGAUUCUACCAGAUUGAUAUUGCAGCAGUGGUGUUUGCCUUUGCGACCACAUUCCUCUACUUCAUCCAUGCCAUCCUCUCCGCCAUCCGAUGGAAACACUUCUGAGGAGAAUCAGGAAGAAAUCCUGCAAGCGUCAUAAAGGACGUGCACAAACAGGCAUGAAGAAAUGUGUUCAGAUUCAAACCUUUUUACUCCUAUUUUAUAUUUUCUCAGUUACUAAAUGUUGUCAGCAACUUAAAAGUUCAUAGGGUCACGAUAAGCUGUUGAUCCGCAGUUUGUUAUGUUACAUAACAUUUGUGAUUCUUUUUUGGGGGGGUUGAGGCUUUCUGGACUGAGCACCAAACAGUUUAGAGAUGCAAACAUAAAGUUUAGAAAUGGAGAGUAGAAAAUUCUUUUUGUAUGUGGUCAAGCAAAUACUGUACAUGUAAUUAUAGAAAAUUGAAGUGGAACAAAUCAAGUGUCUGUUUUUCAUUUGCUUCAAGGUUAUGUCAUCCAUGUUUGUUUGGGUUUUUUGUUUUUCAAACAAAGAAGCAAAAUAUGAAAAUUUUGUUAAAUGUUUAAGGUGUGUUUAGAGCGACACAGAAACACAUCUCCACCUCUUCGGGGUUGGACGGCCUCCAUGCCAUUACCUUAAUCUUUAACAAUUUCACAGAUUCUCUACUCCAAAAAUAUUAAGAUUACUUUAAACCCAUAAAUCUGCCAGGAGAUUUAAUAAUUAGCUGUGGUCAGGUUCAAAUCCAAUUACAUACAAUUCAACUCAGUAACAUAAAGUUGAUCACUUUUAAUAUUAAACCGCUGUCAGUGUAAGGAAGCCAGGCCAAUGGCAUCUCUCCAUUACAGUAAUCCCUCCUUCUGACCGUGUUUUAACUUUGGAAAGCAAACUUCAAGCGCAACAAGAAAAAAUGCUUCCCAAAAUGAGUUCCUAAUCUUUUAACAUAGGAGAGAUGAACAGUGAUAAACCUGAGGAGAUAACGUCCCAUCAUCAGGUGGGUUAAAGUGACCCACUUCAGGUUGUUGUUCCACCCACUGCUGGAUAUUAAAUCAGCCAGAGCAGCUCGGGGUCAUUUAACACAGCAGGGUUUGGUUACAAGUUUGACACCACAUGCUGUGGUAGGUUUUGAGCUAACAUGUCAUUUUCACGCAAGCUGAGGGCGGAGUCAACAGAAAACCCCCGAUAAGCAUUUCUAAAUAAGUCAUGUGAAACAGAAUGAUUCACCUUCUGAAUGAGCUUUCACUGCAGGGGGAAAACCAUCUGGAGGCCAUUUAAAGUGGAGAAUUCGCUAGUUCUUAUAGUUUUACUAGUUGUCGUCAUCAAGUGGAGAACAUGCAGGGUUCAUAUCAGCUGAUACAACUGCUUUAUGACUAUUCAGCUAAAGUUAGGAAUGCAGCAAUAAAGGGGGGAGAACAAUUAAUAAAAAGAUAAUCAUAAUUUCUUUCUAUAAAGUGUUUUAAAUGAACUAUUAAAAAAAAACAUUAAAAACAGACAUUUUUAAAGCCCAUUGCUCUACACAGAAGGAAAAUUGGCUUGUUGUGGUAGAGGGGCAAACCAGCAACAGUUGAGUCCUUUAACUAUCAGGGUCUUAGAGAUGGUUUUUGAAAGGGUAGUUGUUCAAAUGUCCCUGUUGUUUUUUCUUGGGUAGUUUUUUUCCCCCACUACAGAAAAUGUAUCCACAAGUCUCCGAUCAACUGGAAAUACCUGGAAAUUUAACCAGGGCCUGCCAAAGUGUGCCCUUCAGUUGGAACCCAGCGUUCUGAUACUAAAAAUUAGCAUCAAUGCUAGCUUAGCUAGCAAUUACUAAAUAGCAUGUGGAGAACCACAAGCAUGUUGACUAACAUGGACCUGUCCCAUUCAGUAUGUUGAAAUGAGUGUAUUAGCUAAAAUUAGCCAAAAUGCUAAUGUUAGCCUAAAUGCUGCUAGUCACUAGCAGCAUUUCGUAUGCUGUCUUACAUUGACUUCCUCCAUUCAGUGUACUAAUGGAGUACACUGAAUGGCUAAUAAGAAAAAAGCUUUUUUCAAGGAAAAGGCUAAUGAUAAUUAGCAUAACGAAUGCCAAUAAGCAUUAGCUAAUUAUUAGCAUUAGCAAAUGCCAAUAAGCAUUAGCUAAUUAUCAGCAUUAGCAAAUGCCAAUAAGCAUUAGCUAAUUAUUAGCAUUAGCAUUAGCGAAUACCACUAGUAGUGCACUAAGUAGCACUACUGCUAAUGCACAAACAUAAGCAGUAGUGCACUGCUAAUGUUUGUGCUAAUGUUAAUGUUAUGUUUCAUUAACAUGACCUUUUUCUCUCAGGUCAUGUUAAUGACCUGAGACUACUGUCUAAUAUUAGACAGUAGCAGCCCUUUCGCCACCCUUAAUAUGUAAAUUAGUAUAAAUCUGUUUGUAGCAAUAAGUAUUUAUAAUAACAACAAUUCUGUUUUUGUGUUUAUGAUGUAAAGCACUUUGAAAUGCCUUGUUGCUGAAAUGUGCAAGACAAAUAAAAUUUGAUUGAUUGAUUGA
Molecule: messenger RNA, 2892 nt
Organism: Poeciliopsis prolifica (blackstripe livebearer)
Lineage: Eukaryota; Metazoa; Chordata; Actinopteri; Cyprinodontiformes; Poeciliidae
Product: myelin and lymphocyte protein-like
Exons: 4
Coding region: 44-505 (153 amino acids)
Biological process (GO): myelination
Cellular component (GO): membrane
Molecular function (GO): structural constituent of myelin sheath
Source: RefSeq, a predicted model, not a curated record